GAGUGCAGGUGACCCUGCAGUGUAGUGGGUUGCAGCACCUGCUGGUUUGGUAGAUGGUCUGGGAUGUGGGGAAUCUGAGAAGUGAUGGGAAGAGACACAGAUUCCCUUUCCCCGCAGCGCUGCACCGCCACCCCCAGGAGGGGACAGAUGUGGAGGCCGAGUCAGGUGAGCUGGGCCGGCUGCGGGCCGAGCUGGCAGGCGCCCUGUCAGAGAUGGAGACCAUGAAGGCAGUGGCGGAGGUGAGCGAGAGCACGAAGGCGGAGGCUGUGGCUGCAGUGCAGCGACAGUGCCAAGAGGAGGUGGCUUCACUGCAGGCCAUCCUGAAAGACUCUAUCAGCAGCUACGAGGCCCAGAUCUCAGCCCUGCAGCAGGAGCGGCAGCAGCGGCAGCAGGACCAUGAAGAGAAGGAGCGAGAGCUGAGCCGCCUGCAGCAGCUCCUGGCCCAGGCCCAGCCCCGGGACUCCCUGGAGAAGGAGAUGGAAAAGGCCCACGAGGACGCGCAGAAGCUGCGGGAGAUUGUGCUGCCCAUGGAGCAGGAGAUUGCAGAGCUCAAGGCCAAGCUGUUGCGGGCGGAGGCACUGAUCCUGGAGAUCCAGGGACGGCCUCUGCUGGGCCCCGCAGAGUCCCUGCCGCCUUCCCGGAACCCGUCUCCCCCACUGGAGUCCCUGGAGGAGCCGCGCGGGGGCCCAGCGGCCGAGGCCUUCGCCCACAACUGUGACGACAGCGCCUCCAUCUCCUCCUUCUCCCUGGGCGGUGUGGGCAGCAGCGCCUCCCUGCCUCGCACCCGUCGGGGCCUGAGCCCUGAGCAGGAAGAGACGGCCUCCCUGGUGUCCACCGGGACCCUGGUCCCCGAGGGCAUCUACCUGCCGCCUCCGGGUUACCAGCUGGUCCCUGACAUCCAGUGGGAGCAGCUGCAGGUGGAGGGCCGGCAGCUGCAGAGGGACCUGGACAGCAUCAGCCGGGAGCGGGACGAGCUGCAGGAGGGCCUGCGGCGGAGCAACGAGGACUGUGCCAAGCAGAUGCAGGCGCUGCUGGCCCAGGUCCAGAACUCGGAGCAGCUGCUACGGACCCUGCAGGGCACCGUGAGCCAGGCCCAGGAGCGUGUGCAGGUGCAGAUGGCGGAGUUGGCCACCUCCCACAAGUGCCUGCACCACGAGGUGAAGCGGCUGACGGAGGAAAACCAAGGGCUCCGAGCCGAGCAGCUGCCAGCCCUGCAGGGCCAGGAGCAGCAGGCGGGCGAGGAGGCGGCGCUGCCUGGCUCAGUGCAGGAGCUGCAGCAGCUGGUGCGCCGCACACGGCAGGAGGCACACGCGCGACAGCAGGCCCAGAUGCACGAGGCCGAGCGCCUGCGCAUCGAGAUCGUGACUUUGCGGGAGGCGCUGGAGGAGGACACUGCGGCCAGGGCCAGCCUGGAGGGGCAGCUGCGCACACAGCGGGAGGAGGCAGAGGUGCUGCAGGCCUCCCUGUGCAGUCUGAGGACAGAGAUGGAGCGGAUCCAGCAGGAACAGAGCAAGGCCCAGCCUACAGACCUCCUCACCGAGCAGAGGGCCAAGGUGCUGCGGCUGCAGGCUGAGCUGGAGACCAGCGAGCAGGUGCAAAGGGAUUUUGUCCGGCUGUCCCAAGCCCUGCAGGUGCGCCUGGAGCGGGUCCGCCAGGCAGAGACCCUGGAGCAAGUGCGCAGCAUCAUGGACGAGGCGCCCCUGAGGGACGUCCGGGACAUCAGGGACACCUGAGGGGCCAGGCGAGAGCCCCAGCCCUUGCACCCCUGGGCAGCACCGCCAUUCUCCACUGUUGAUCCAGAGACGUGGGUCUGAGGAUGGUGUUCUCACCCUCCAAGCCCAGUUGGAGGGGUCGGGGCCUCCACCGCCCAGCGCCUCCUCCCUGGUGGCUGGACCUUCUGCUCUCAGGGAUGACACCUGGGUGAGGGUCCCAACCCCCCCAGAACCGAAGGUGCAGGCUGACCCUGUGGCUCUCUGCUGCCAUGCCACACUGGCUACCCCAGGCAGGACCGAGCUGGGCGGCGGUGGCUGGAAACCUCUGCAGACAUCAGGGGGUCCCUAGGCACGCC
Messenger RNA from Fukomys damarensis (Damara mole-rat), 2068 nucleotides. It is a transcript of the gene Rabep2, whose product is annotated as rabaptin, RAB GTPase binding effector protein 2. The record is from RefSeq and is a predicted model, not a curated record. NCBI's taxonomy places the organism in Eukaryota, Metazoa, Chordata, Mammalia, Rodentia, Bathyergidae. Gene Ontology annotation, biological process: endocytosis. Gene Ontology annotation, cellular component: intracellular membrane-bounded organelle. Gene Ontology annotation, molecular function: GTPase activator activity; growth factor activity. The transcript is spliced from 12 exons. Bases 54 to 1733 code for a protein of 559 amino acids.